Molecule: messenger RNA, 552 nt
Organism: Urocitellus parryii (Arctic ground squirrel)
Lineage: Eukaryota; Metazoa; Chordata; Mammalia; Rodentia; Sciuridae
Gene: Fate1
Product: fetal and adult testis expressed 1
Biological process (GO): negative regulation of apoptotic process; negative regulation of mitochondrial calcium ion concentration
Cellular component (GO): mitochondrial outer membrane; mitochondria-associated endoplasmic reticulum membrane contact site; endoplasmic reticulum
Molecular function (GO): ubiquitin protein ligase binding
Source: RefSeq, a predicted model, not a curated record
AUGGCAGGAGGGCCCCCUAGCAUGAAGGAGGAGAUAGAAAUGUGCAUAGCUGAAGAAGUGGGGCCUGGAAGCCAUGGGAAAACUCAAGAGCAACUGGUGAUAGCAGAAAUGAUGGAGCAUGGAUCCUGGUCACUAGGUGCUCCCCAGAGGCGACAGAAGUUGGAACCAAAGGCUUCUGGUUCUUCUGCAAGCCAAACAGUUUGGACUAUGGGUGCUACCCGGCCCAAAAAAUUGGGGCACCAGCUGCAGAAGCCCAGAAUGUCAAGAGAGACAGUGCAUGGCAGUGCCCAUCCCCAAGAGUAUCCAGGCAGCUUGCAAGGCAUGAGGUUCCAUUAUGAACGCAACUCAGAUGCAAGUAUGGCAGCAGAGAUUGGCCUGGAAGAGCUCAAUGGACUGGAGAUGGAAAUCAUGAGAAGACAGCUGCACAUGAUCACUGGACGCCUGCGUGCCCUCGAGGACCAGGGCGCCACCUGGCGGCACAGGGAGGCUGUGUUCUUCACCAUGCUGGUGUCUGCCUGCAUCGCCAACCUGUGGCUAUGGAUGCGCCAGUGA